AUGGUUUCCAAGCCAACCUCAAUCCGCGUCGCACUAAAUCAAACCAUCAGCAAUUCCACGACCGAUUCAAUGAGCGUUGAGGAAUUUUACAAGAUCGAGAGUUUUAUAAGCUCCAACGCUGGCCUGGAACUCAGUUCAACUACUCGGAUCAGAUUUUGGAUCAUUUCCACCUUGAUGGUCCUCAUGGGUGUUUUCUAUCUCAUCAGUCUCAUCAAAAACGUCACCAUUCGAAAUUAUUGGCUGAUCGAAAGGAAUAGAAACGGCUACCUGAAUCCGAAUCUUGAGGUUUUAGUCCCUCUGUUUGCACUUAUAAACAGCUCUUUGGUUUUGUGUUCCAUCAUAUUGAUGAAUCGAGAUAACGGCCGAUACCUCAGUCGGCCUACGAUGAUAACGCAGAUGAUAUCUUACAACUUUUUGUUCUAUUGUGCUGCCACCAGGGUCUGGAGGACUCUAUCUGUUAUCCCAAUAGUACCGGUUCAACUGACACCACGUGGUACGAGUUUUUUAAGCAACGGGUUGCCGCCAUCUUUGUUCAACAUGUUGGUAGUGCUGCUGUACAUCAGUUUUCCAGUAGCCACUUUACCCAUCACUCUCUCAAUGACCAAGGACGCGGACACAUUAGGCAGAGACUUCUUCAUUCUAAACUCGAAUGUGAAACUCUUCAAUGCUCAAGAAGAAGACCUACUUCUGGAUGAUGCCUUACCCCCUUUUCUGGUGAACGAGUUCAAAAGCACCUUAGACACUCUGCGGCCAAUGAUGUUCCAAGUGAAUCGUCGGUGGAGGCUUUAUUCAACCUUAACGGUCCAAGUGCAAAUCCUCACUCAAGCUCGUCGGCGAUUUGCAAGAAUGGCAAGUGUUGGGGUGAGAUCAGUCGAAGAUGACAUAACUUCCGAUGACGCCUCUGAAUCAAUCCAAUCGCGCACAAUGUAUGGUGCCAUCGUCAAAUCGAUCAAGAAGUUAAAGGCUACCAUUUGGACCCAGUCUCAAGAUCAGUCAGAACUGUUGGAAUUUUGGGACUGCCCAGAUUCUUGCGGUGAAAAUGCAGAAUUGGAAAGAAAGGCCAAAAUGUCUUCUCGUUAUCGCACAGCCCUCCUGUGGCAGUCUUCCUGCUCCAGUGUGAUUUUCCUGUCAUUUGUCGUGUUGACUGCUUGUCUUGCUUUCGAUGCAUUUGGCGUACCCAACCGUACCUCACCCACCCGAGUUGCCACUAUUACUUUCGAGUGGACCGGUUGGGCUUGGUCAGUACCAGGUAGCGUCUUGGCAUUUAUGACUUGCUGUGUAGCCUUAGUGCCCCAUUCAGCCUCCGAGGAUGCGACCAACGCGCGUUCGGCAGCUACAAUACGAAAGUCGUCCGCCAAAGGCAACAGGCUUCAAACAGAGUUAACACGCACAUCUACCGAAAGCGACGUGGUAAACUUACGUCCUUAUGGAGGGUUUCUUACCGAGACGCCACAAUCAUCUCUCGCAAAGGCCACCUUCACGGGUGAAAUCAAAUCACUGGGGAGUAGAAUUUGGAGAAAGCUUUGCCCCCGAUGGAGCUCUUCACCCCGCUCUAGUUCUUCCCCAAGAGUGCGGAAAUUGUCGUGUUUCAGCUUCGCGGAGAAUGAAAAGAUCAGUGAUCAACAAGUCGUCAACCACUUUCCGCCUGGACACGGUAUCGACAUGCAGAACGAGAAUGCAAGCGAGCCGGUUAUGAGACAUACUCUUCAAUUCACAUCCGGUCGAGAUCUUUUACCUCUGGGUCAAAUAAAAAGUGACAUCAAUAUCAUCAAAUCACUUCGGCACAACGACCCUUGA
This is a messenger RNA of Puccinia graminis f. sp. tritici CRL 75-36-700-3, 1797 nucleotides long. RefSeq lists its product as uncharacterized. The transcript is spliced from 6 exons. NCBI's taxonomy places the organism in Eukaryota, Fungi, Basidiomycota, Pucciniomycetes, Pucciniales, Pucciniaceae. The coding region runs from base 1 to 1797 and encodes 598 amino acids. The record is from RefSeq and is a predicted model, not a curated record.